ACCCCGCGGUGCUCAAAGUCGGAACACUGGAGCCCCGGUGCCGACGUUCGCGUCCCGGUGCCGCGUCGUCGUCCCGUCGAGUCGAGAGUACUCGCGACGAAUCACCGUGCCCGAAGGUGUGAGAGAAAGAGAGAAGGAAAGGAAGAAAGAGAGAGAGAGAAAUAGCCCUCUCUUUCUCUCUCUCUCUUUCUCCCCCUCGCGUUCCUCCGCCGUGUUCGUAUUCGCGUGCCGACGCCGAGUAACCGCCGUGUGCGAAUCGACUGAGUGAGUGCGCCAUGUUCGCGCGUCGCGGCACGUCACCGGCUUGACGUUGCCCCGGAACGACGCGCGACAAAGGGAAGUCGACAAAGUAGUGUGUCUCGUGUGUGACGUGCUACUGGCUGCGCGAAGGUGUACGCGAGUGCUGGCCCUGUCGUCGUAGGAAACACCUCGGCGGAGAGCUGCGCAGCUGGCUCCAGCACGCCGUGGGAUCGUGGAAUGCACGCUGACAGCUGCUGCGGGUCCUUUCGACGGGCGAGAAGCGCGCUCGACAACGUCCGGAUCUGGCCGACGAAAUCGCGCCGAAUCUGACGUCGCACAGCAGCAGCAACAGUAGCAGUCCACUCUCUUUCUCUCUCUCUCUCUCUCUCUGUCUGUCUCGCCCGACCCGGCCGGAAAGAAACGGCGCGGCUUCCGGUACGGCUCUCUCGAUAUGAGGGAGAGGCGGAAAGGGGGUUCACAGUUCGUCGGAGCGGCUAACGAUCGUCGGUGCUGGUGGACGCGGAGAGGCGUCAUCGCGAUCGGCGGUGCGCCGCGAUGAGCGGCAACGAUUCGAGCGCGACGGCGUCGGCCAGCGUCGCCGAUGACGAGGAGGAAGAUCCGGCCUUGACCUCGGAUUGCGAGUCCGCCGACAUGGAUCUGGUGAACGGGCCGAAUCCCUGGCUUCCGGCCUACGGCUUCCAGCUGCAGCAUCACUCCCACUUCCAACCGACACACUUGGAGGAUCUACGGGCUAAUGAUACGGUGCUGGUACAGCAGGUAGACUUUCUGGAGACCAUUCUCGAGGAGACGUCGGACGAUCUGCAGAGCGACUCCGACCGCAGCGGGACGACGUAUUGGUUGGGAUCUGAUUCGGAGACUGAGAGCGUGAUUCAUAUCAGAGCGAAGCAGAGAUCCGCCGACGAACGGUUAGACGGCAGCGGCAGCGAGUGCAACUCGGUGGUGCCCAAGAAGCGACGUCGUCGGGACCACCACGGCGCCGACCACCAGCACCACCAGGUGACCUAUGACGAGUUCCCGGCGUCGCCGAGGUCGUCCAGGUCCACAGCUUCCUCCAGGUCGAGCUCGUUGCUGCAGUUCGAGUCGCUGGAGAGGACUUGCGCCACCCUGUCGCCGUCCAGCUACAGCUUCGACUCGCUGGAGUAUUCCAACAGGUCGAACGCCUCGCAUCCGGAGAACGACUCGCCUGACAGCUUGGAACAGGACUAUGAUAGGCUGCUGCCGAACGGCUUCGCCAGCAGUCUGUCGGGUCAUUUUCCCAGGAUCAGGCCUUAUCGCAGCUUCGAGAGCCUUGACACGUGUCAGAAGGACGAGAGCUUCGGUCAUGCCGCCAUGUCCAAUGGCUUUGCGCCUUUGUAUCUGAAGAGGGGCGCCGAUCUGUCGAAUAUCAGCAGGAACAAUCAACGUCCAAGAGACUUCUGGCACGAGGACGAGUACGACGAGGAAGACGACGAGGACGACUUCGAGGAGUACGACGACGAGAGCGGCGCGAACGAGUCCCGAUUGACGACGAGCGGCUACGACGACCAUCUGCUGCUGUUCGGUGAGUCCGGCAAGUACGCGACGUCCUUGGACUACCGGAACACGAUCGACCUGCGGGAGAUCGGCGUGGAGACGAAGAGGGACGCACUUUUGGAGCUGAAGUCCGGGCAGAAGACCGCCAGGUUAAAUAUAGCCGUCGCCGCUGGCGGCAACGGUGCCGCGGACCACCAUCAUCAUCAUCACCAUCAUCAUCAUCAUCAGCAUUCGCAGCAGCAGUUCCAACAGCAGCAGUACGACCAGCACGAUCAUCACCGUCACCAUCACCACCACCACCACCACCACCGUCGCUGCCGCCGCCAACAACAGCAGCAGCAGCAGUACCAAGGGUGGAGCGACGAGGAGCGCUUUAAUUUUAGAUUCACGGACAAGUCGCAGAGCGCGCCCAGUCUGCUCGGCAGUAUCGAGGAGUCAGCACGGCUGAACGGCUGCGAGGGUGCUCCUCGCACCUCGAGGACGACCUCCUACGUGUCGACGUCGAGCCUCUUCGAGAACUACACGCGGGUUGCGAGCGUGCCGGUGGAUCUGAAUCUCUGCGGCGUCGUCGCGUGCGUCGACGAUAGUCGCGACGACGACGACGAGGAGAUGAACGGCCACGAAAUGGCGGAGGCCGCCGCGCCCGGCGAUCGAGACGAGCGGAGGACCGCUUCCGAGGAGGAGGAAGGAACGAGCAGCUCGACGGAGAACGACGAGGCACCGGGAGGAACAACAACGGGCGGCAAGGUCACAUUGACCAGUUCGGUGAGGACGCAGCCGGCGCAGCAGAGCGCGCUGAUGGAGAGCGCGGAGCGCGAAGAGAAGAGGAGCGGCGAAGAGCGCGCCAAGGUCGGCGCGGAUCACGGUGAGCCGCGCCAGCAGCCGAGGACGACGACCGUGAAGACGCAGGAUCGCGCCAACUGCGUCCUGGACAUGGCGAUGAUGACGGAGAACGAGAUCGACGAGGCGAUCAAGCAGUUCAAGCGCGAGGUGGAGGAGGCCGCGGCCUCCGGAGUCGCGAACGCCGCCAUCUUGGCGAUGGAGACGAUCCAGCGAACGCCGUCCGGCCGUGUGAGGAGCCGCAGGGUGAAGAACAACGCCAGUUACGAGCUGGCCCAGCAGUUCGAGGUGGACGAGCGGAACUUCCGGCUUGCUCGCGGCAAGGACGACGAGGAGGAGGAGGUUCCGAAGCGAGCCGGCUCGCCCGGCCGGAGGCACGUGCUGAACAACGCCAGCUACGAGCUGGCCCAGCAGAGCGAGUACUUCGUGAAGGCGAUGCAGAGCGGCAGAGCGGCGUUCCACCGGAUGGACGCCUGCGACGAACUGGAGGAGGCCUCCUCCGCGUCCGGCCGCUCCUCGGCACCGAGGGUCGCCGACGUGAUGCGCCAGAUGGGCUCGGGCAGCAACAUCAGCGAGGAUUCGUACUACAGACCGGCGGACAACAACACCGCCUCCUCCCGCACGAUCAGCAGCAGCGACCCGGCCGACUCGCUCUUCGGUCAGAUAAAAAAAAACUCGGGUCCAUUUUCGGUCUGUGGCGAUGUUAGUGCGCGCUCGCGCCUGGUAGACGACGAGGUAGAUUACCCCUGCUUGGAAACCAAACCCAUAGGAGCGUCCUACUUGGAGGGAGUCGUUCUGCGAGAGAGGACCGAGACGGAGAUACCGCCGCGGCUGGAGGAGGCUGCUGUCCUGGAACAUCCCGUCGAGGAGCCCGCGGCAGAGGAGAGCGGCCCGAUCGGUGAGUUCUCUCCGGAGGACGACGGUAGCGAGAAUCGCCGGGAGGAGGACUCGGGGAACGCGCCGAGCGAGGAGCGUGCCCCGAGUCCUGGCGGCCGGGGCGCCGGCGAACGUCUGUGGAGGGUCGUGAUCGAGAAACAAACGGCGAGGCAGGAGACGGCGGAGGAGCGCGAGAAGGAAGCGGGCGACGGGGCGGAGGUGGUGGAAAAGAAGGAAGAGGAGGAGGGGGGGCAGAGUGUCCACGGUGUUGGCUCGUCCCCACCCGACGGCCGGACGAGAGCCGACGAACGUAGUGGGAAGCCGACGGUGGCCGUGGCAGUUGAUACGAAUCAUCGUGGUGAUCGCGACAAACGUCACGAGGAGCGCGCGCUGAGCAGCAACGAGGACGACGCGGCCGUAACAAUCGCGAAGCGGCCGUACGUCGUCGCUACCCCGAGGAAGAAGGAGCACGGCGGCAAGUACGAGGCCACCGUCGCCUCGUCCUCAUUAUCGUCCUUACCGUUGUCGACGACGUCGUCGUCGUCCGUCAUGAAGAGCGAGGAGAGGAAGAAGAGCGGCCUGGGCGGCUUCCUGCAGAGGUUCUCCAGGCUGAGAUUCAGCGGCAGGACGAAGGUUCCGCGUUCGGAAGCGCAGAAGAAAACAGCCGAGCCGAGGACGAGCGAGGAGCAGCAGCAGUCAGCUGCGACCACUAAGAAGAAGGAGCCGGACUACAUCAUCAUACCGUUGCACCCGCCUGAGGAGGAGAGGAGACGCCAGGAGAUCGCCACUCUCGAGGAAGCCGGCAGGAGGAACAAUGUGGACAUUCAGCGAAGCGCUUCCAGUGUCAGCAGUAACGCGAGGUCGGCAGCGUCGCGCCGACGCGCCGCCACGGACCUUGGUAACCCGGCGGCGAUCGAGAUGGCGAAGGCGCGCGCGAUGCAGGCCGCCCAGCAGGAGCGCCCGGUCGGCCUGCUGGAGACCGACCUCGACGAGGCCGUGAUCAACACGAACUACGGCAACGGCACGACGACGACGGCGUCGACGCGCGCCGGUCAGACCGCUGCUGCUGCCGCCGCCGCCACCACCGCCGGCAAGAAGACCCGCAGCCUGCUCGACCUCAACCACACCUCGGCGGCGCCGCGGCCGCGGCCAGAGCACGCCCUCCACGUACCCCAGUCGCCCGUCGGCGCUUCGCACAGGAGCCCCCGCGACGACGCCGCCGCGUCCGCCAUCCACCAGCGGCCCCACAAGUCCAUGGAGUUCCUCCUCGACAAGGAGAACCUGCACUUCGUCAAGCCGCCGGAGAAUGAGCUGCAGAAGGUGGGCGAGCGCGUGCCGAGCGAGCACGAACUCCGUGUGCAGCGGUCGUUGCAGCGGCUGAACGUGCCCGACUGGUACAAGAAUUCGCCGGCAGCCCGCGACGGCUUCCGAUUGAAGAGACACUCCGACGCGUCGCAGCACGGAGGGUGGCGCGCCCUCGGCUCCAAGACCACCUCCCUGUCGUCCCUCUCGUCGUCUUCCAACCGACAGCCGGCCGCAGGUGCCCUUCUGAGUCCCAGUCCCACGCCCCCCGUCUUCUCGAGAUGGAGUACCAGCUUGCUCAACAGCGCCGGCAGUUCGCCCGCGAGUUCGGCCAGGUCGUCCUUCAACCACCGACAGCCCUACUUGGGCUGGCGUUCUCAGGAACGGCUGGCCAACCCGCGCACGCCGGCGGAACGUCUCGCUCAGGGUAUACUUCCUCAGCUGCAGGCCGCGAACAAGCAACAGCAGCAGCAACAUCAGCAGCAGCAGACAACGAAUCAGCAGCUGGAGGUGCGGAACUCGAUAAAGGAGGUUACCUCGGCUAUCGUGCACUACGUGCAGAGCGGCCAGGAGGUCGGCGGCGGCAGACUCUCGCCUCGACCUCGACCUGAGGAUUGGGACGACAGGGGCGGAGCGAGGUCGACCAGCCCCCGAGGGAGCGUGAAGCUGUGCUGGAUGGAGAGCUCGUUCGUCGGUACGCGGCCAGUGGACUCGCCGGAGACGCCGAUGAGCCUGGCGACCGAGGAGGCCGACUGCUGCGCCGGCUGCAACGCCACCGGCACCGAGUCCUGCAGCUGCCAGGACUCGGCGGCCUCCGGCCUCUAUCUGGACCUGACGCCGAGCCGCGACGACCUGCGUCAUCAUCAUCAUCAUCAUCAGGCGUCCUCGGCCGGACCGUCGCCCACCUCGUCCGCUAAUUACCACCAUCACCAGCAGCAGCAGCAUCAUCAUCAUCAUCAGCAACGUCACCAGCACCACCGUCAGCAACAACGUCAUCACCGCGGAUCGGGCCAGAGCGAUACGGACGAGGCGAUGGCGACGGCAGCUCUUCUGCGGAACAAACCGAGUCCGGGUUCCACGACCCUGGAGGACGUACUUGACUCCCUCCUGGGGCUGCCACCCGCGUCGCGUACCCCGAGUCCUGGCCCAGGACCCGUCGUGACCGCUACGUCCAUCCGCCAUCGUACGAACGUCGGCCAGGCGAAAGCCGGGAAGAGCUGCAGCGACCUACGCCAAGACCUCCAAGAGUCCGCUAGGAGCGUGAUGGACGUGCAGGCGGCGGUCGAGGAGCGCACUUUCUACCCGGGCGAGCUGGUGAGGCGGAAGAGCGAGGGUAGCGAUACCUUACCCUCCCGUCCAUCGGCAUCGGCGCCGCGGCCCGCCGCCGGUGGUAGCGUCCAACGUCACCGCAGGGUCUCCUUCGACAAUGCGCAGGACUCGACGAACGGCAGCUCGGCGGACAAGGUGGUGCGCUGUCGCAACAACAAGUGCGGCAACUCGACGACCUUGGCGGAGGCUCGGCGUACCUACAAGAGCUGCCACAACUGCACCUGCCUGUACUGCUCGCGCGAGUGCCGGCGGGCCCACUGGCAGCGUCACCGCAGGACCUGCCUGCACUCGCGCGCCGGCAGCCUCUGCCGGCAGGUGUUGUCCUCGGCGAAGGAGGACCCGGCGACGCUGAAGCACAUCUCCGCGCUCGCCCGACGCGGCCACGCCGCCCAAGGCCGCGGCGCGGUCAAAUGCUUCUUCUCCAGCCCGGAGGCCGCGGAGCGGUUCGUCGGGAACGGGUUCGCCGACCUCGGCGAGCCCACCUACGUGCGCUGGUCGGACCUCCUGCCAGGCGAGAUGGGCGCCGAGCUCUACGCCGAGCUGAUGCGCCUCUGCAAGACGUACAAUCCGGAGGCAAGGCUGGUGCUCUACGUGGCGGUGUGCGUGGUGAGCGAGGUGCCGACCAGCGGCGCCGUCAGAUGGGAGCGCCAGCUGGUGUCCAGGUGCGCGAAGAUCAGGCUGGACGGUGCGGCGAAGCAGCACGCCUCCUCGUCGUCGACGUCGCCGCAGGCCAGACGGCAGCAGCAGCAGCAGCCCGCGUCACCCUGCAACAUCACCCGCGAGAUGGACUCGCCCGAGACCCUGGUGCUCACCUCGUUGCCGGGCAACAACGGUCAGAACACGCCGCGGAAGGCGCGCGAGAUCAGCUUCACCAACAUCCAACGGCAGCUGAGGCUGCGCGGGGUCUCCCUGAGGCGGCAUUUCCCUCAGGUCUACCGGAAGCUCUGCUCCUACGUGGACGGCUCGGUGGACAAGUUCGCGCCGGUCACCAUCUACCCGAGGGAUCAAGCCUCCGGCAAGAGUUUCAUGUGCAUCAUCAUGCUGGACGCGGAGCCCGAGCGGCUGCAGCUCUUGCCGACCGACUCGUCCCGGGUGAGGACGGUGGACAUCAGCGUGGAGCAGGAGUGAAGGGCGAGCAGGCGUCAGCAACUUCGUCGGGGCUUGAUCGACACGUCGCUCAGGAUUUUCCUCAGGUUCUCGGGCGAGAAGGGAAGAAGCGCCGACGUCGAUGACGGGCUCUCUGUCGCGGACACGAGGCUAGCCGGGCGACGCGAAGGUCCCGGGGACGUUUCGACUUUUGAGGCUGUCCCUUGACGGUCGCGUUCUCGAGGGGUGUUUCGAAGGGCCCCGAGAGGACGUCGUAACUCGCUGCGGAAAACAAACGGUAAUCCUGACCACUCGUUACUUCCCAGUCGAGUGACGUAUCAAAGACGGUACCGACGACGUCUCGCGGACGUCGUUGUUACACGAUGAACAAAUUCCGUGUAAAUGACGGCCCACUGAAAUCGUCGUGUUUCGUUUCGACUAGGUGAAUACGUCGAUUCGACAUAUAUUAGUGUACUUUUCGACAUAUUCCCACGUCGUACGUGACACGGAAAUUUCAGUGUUUCAGUUUUUUAUACAGAUUUUUUCACUAUGUGCGUCACAAUGUUUGCUGGGUUCUCUCGAGCAACGGCAGGACGGUGACGGGUUAUUUUUCCAGAGUGGCCGACGGUAGUCGAGAGUUAGUUUCUCCGAUGGGUAACGGGCAACGAGUCGCUUUUAAAAAUGUAACCUUCCGAAGCGCGCAUUUUUCCGUCGAAUUUUUACGUUGGAGGACAAACCUCGGGGGACACACGCGUAAAGAAAGACUGAGCCGGCCACGUCGCCGCGCUGUAAACGGGCCGGAGCGCCCGGAAACACGCUUGUACAAAGAUACUCGUAACUUUGUUAAUUUUUAUUAAUUAUCUUAAGGACACACGCGCUAUCUUUGUCUAUCUAUCUGUCUGUCUAUCU
This is a messenger RNA of Dinoponera quadriceps, 8115 nucleotides long. RefSeq lists its product as uncharacterized. Gene Ontology annotation, biological process: cell-cell junction organization. NCBI's taxonomy places the organism in Eukaryota, Metazoa, Arthropoda, Insecta, Hymenoptera, Formicidae. The transcript has 14 exons. Bases 796 to 7248 code for a protein of 2150 amino acids. Gene Ontology annotation, cellular component: apical junction complex; plasma membrane. The record is from RefSeq and is a predicted model, not a curated record.